Somion occarium is the source of this 411-nucleotide messenger RNA. The record is from the annotation of a GenBank genome assembly. NCBI's taxonomy places the organism in Eukaryota, Fungi, Basidiomycota, Agaricomycetes, Polyporales, Cerrenaceae.
AUGCAUGAUACCAUCCGCAUCCUUAUCCCGUCCGGAAUCACCAUUAUCGAGUACACCGUGAAAGACGUCAGGCCGGUUCUAAAAGUAGAUUUUUCUUGCCGGCAGAGAAUGGAAUGUCCCACUUCUAUCAGAGCUGGUCGGCGAGCAUCUCCAACCGGAGCUCCCUAUGUAGUAUGUAUAGCCCUACGAGAGUUCUUGCCUGCAGACUGCACCUGCGACAGGGAGUCCCAAUCGGAUAAUAUUUCCCGCCUUAUCAGAAGAAAUCGAGGAGGACGCCUUCUACCGACUACACCACCAUUUUCCGAGGGUCGCUUACGACUUCUCCGUCAGUUUGCAUGCAUCGAGGGACAACCUGGACGAGUUUCUCAAGUCCAGGCCAUAAAGUCCAUUGCUGAUAUCGGUCCGAUUUGA